Molecule: messenger RNA, 1126 nt
Organism: Owenia fusiformis
Lineage: Eukaryota; Metazoa; Annelida; Polychaeta; Sabellida; Oweniidae
Source: the annotation of a GenBank genome assembly
AUUUUAUUUAUUGCCCCAUAUAUAUGCACAAUUCUGUAUAGUUGGUUCAGACGUCGAGAUCGGAAACACAGGAAACAAUUCUAACAGAGACUAAAGACUUCAGAGAGGAUGCAGUUCUUUAUUCUGGCCCUUGUGGCCCUUAGUUUCGCAUCAGCAAUGGGUUCACUGGAUCCAAUGGGUUGGCAACCACCACCACCACCACCACCACCACCCCCACCGUCUGAUCCUAAUACACCUCCAGACAGUCCAAACUACGAAAAACAAGCUCAAGCCGGCGAGAGAGAAAGUAAUGACAAAGGCCGUGGAUUUAGCUUAAGUAUGUCAGGCACGGGUGGGAAGUCGACCGCUAUGGCAUCAUUUGGUCUCAGUGCUCCAUGCGGAUAUUGGGUUAUGGUUAAGACGUGUACGCAUACUUAUGCUGCAUCGAAUGACGUAUAUGGAAUUAAAUUUUGGGAACCAACAAAUGGUGUAUAUAAAGAUCUUAAGUUCCCUUUGAAUAAGGCCAACGACAAGAAACGUGGCUCAUGGGAUGCUUACGGUGUGAUUCUGCGAAAAUAUAUCCCAUUGCCACCUACAUGGAUAAAAAUCUCUAACGAACGACCCAGAAAUAGGUGGCCAAUAGACAACUGGCAGAUUAAAACCGUCAUCUUAUUGGACUCUUGUUUUGGCAAGAUAUACGAGUUUUCAUGCGAUUGUUGCUGGAUGAAAUACCACCAACAGUACUACUACCCUUACAAAGAGGAAAUGUAUACAUGGAUAAAACGCACAUUUCCAUAGUAACAACUGAUUCGAUUCGAUUUUGUUCAUCUACAAUCCAACUGGAAUCAUAUGUAACGUCAUAGACGUUAAAUAAAAAUUAGAACACGAAUCCUUAAAACUGAAUGUGUCUCUCUUUUAUCAGAUUUGGGAUAGUAAACUGAAUUUCAGUUUUGUAAUUGUAAAAUACCCUAUCCAUUUUAGAAAUCGUAAACGUGCUGUGUUCAGACUGUUGUCUCUAAAAUACGACGCACACACGUCAAUGAACAGUCUUCAAUACACAACUUAUUGUAGGACAAACUCUGAGUGCAUGUAAUAUUGGUGUUCUGUGAAACAGGCUUUUUAUAUUUAGUUAAACCAUACUUAGGUA